Etheostoma spectabile (orangethroat darter) is the source of this 3444-nucleotide messenger RNA. RefSeq names its product caveolin 2 (gene cav2). Gene Ontology annotation, biological process: negative regulation of endothelial cell proliferation; regulation of cytosolic calcium ion concentration; cell differentiation. The record is from RefSeq and is a predicted model, not a curated record. Gene Ontology annotation, molecular function: protein kinase binding; molecular adaptor activity. Lineage: Eukaryota; Metazoa; Chordata; Actinopteri; Perciformes; Percidae. The coding region runs from base 32 to 520 and encodes 162 amino acids. The transcript has 3 exons. Gene Ontology annotation, cellular component: sarcolemma; cytoplasmic vesicle; caveola.
CCCUGCACCGUCUCUCCUCUGACUCGACAACAUGGGUCUAGAAAAGGAAAAAUCGGACUGCAGUAUAAUUAUGGACGAAGAUGAGUUCAACAGAUCGAUAGAACCCAUUCUGUCGAAGAAGGGGAAAGUGUACACCGCGGAGCCGGACCGAGAUCCAAACGAUAUCAACGCGCAUUUGAAGGUAAAUUUUGGAGAUGUCAUCGCGGAGCCCAUCUCUACACACAGCUUCGACAAAGUGUGGAUAGGAAGCCACGCUGCGUUUGAGCUGGUCAAAUUCCUCUUUUACCGCCUGCUGACCACGCUGCUGGCCGUGCCCAUGGCUUUCAUCCUCGGACUGGUCUUCGGGGUGCUCAGCUGCAUCCACAUCUGGUUGGUGAUGCCGGUGAUCCAGAGCCUCAUGAUGCUCCUACCCUCGGUCCAAGUAGUGUGGAGGAGUCUGACUGACAUGUUCAUAACACCGCUCUUCCACAGUAUGGGAAAGAGCCUGUCCUCCAUUCAAGUGAAAUCCACAGAGUACUGAUGCUGCAGACACCUCUCUGUCCCCUGCGGAGACAGAAAUGUAGGACAAAUUGCAGUCAAAGAGAGUGAAUGAUGUUUGUAGUGUCAUACAUGAGCUCUUAAAAAGUCAAAUGUGAAAUCCUGAAGAGUCCUGCAUAAAGUACAAAUUAUACAAAUUAUACUAUAAUGUAUAAAUUACCAAAACAAUGAAUCAAAUCAAUUGGGCUAAGUAAUGGAUCAUUUGCAGGGAAAAGACCUUUUCAAAGCUGGGUUAAAUUCUGUGAAAAAGAAACAUCAAUGUUACAUAUAAUUGAAUAUAUUUCAAUAAUAUAUUUCAAUGUUUAGUAAGAACUUAAUACGUAUUGAAUAUAGCCAUUAAAGGCUGUUAAAACAACAGUUAUCUAUCUAGAAAUCUUUAAAAAAAAAAACCUUUUUUUAUCAAAUGUACCUGCAAAUCAACAAAACUAUGCACUUAGUCCUUUACAGCUUACUAGUCACAUCACUACAGGAAAGUAUAUGAUCAUGAUACUUUUGGGGAUUUUAUGAAAAGUUCAUGUGUUCCACCCUAAAUUGAGUUUGUUUGCUGAUUGUGACCAAAAUAAAAUUCUUGUCAUUCCAUUACUUUGUGGCUGAGAGAGCCGUGGAAUCAGUUGGAGGAGUGUAACAUUGUUGUUGAGUCCAACAUACUUGCUGAGAGAUGUAAUAUUUCUGCUUUUUCAUAUAUUGUACUGUAUAUAUUUCAAGUAAUUCAGCUAGAAGUUGAAUAUAGUAACGUGAAUUACAGUCACAAAGGAGUUCACAUGAAUAUUAAAUGCUAAGCUUGUUGCACACUUUCAGGCUUAUUUUACUGUCUGCUGUGUAGAUUUCACAGAGCAUUGGCAAUAAUGUUGGGCAUUUGCUUUUUUUGUAGAUGAUAGCUAUACAUAAUAGAGUUAUUUUAACAUGUUAUUUUAACUGUCAAAAAACAGGAUUGGAUAUCUUUGAAAGGGUGGCUUUCUAAUUUAUUAUUAAUGCAACGACCAAAUCUCAACAUUCGGCAGUAUCUGACAUUAGAGGACUUCAGUUGAGUAACUGUAGUGUGAUGAUGGCGUCCCACAUGUCGUACUGUGUUUGGUUGAGCUGAGUGUCCUGUACAUGCAUAUUUAAUUUAGAGGUUGUUGUUUGCUUCAGCACUGGGAGUUAAUAGGCUGGGUUUUGGAAUAUUUCUGCAGCCAGAAAGGAUCAACCGUGAUUCUUACCUCUUUGCAGGAGACUUGAUAAAGUUGAGUUUGAGGUACAAGCCUGCACAGUUCCCACUUGCUAUUAGCCGUAUAGUCUAAACCUUAGGGUUAGGUUGGGGUUAGUCUAUAUCCUCAAUGUUCCACUUCCAGUAUUGCUCCGGUGCAGCAGGAAAUUCCGCUGGAUUUAUGUAUUUUCGCCAAUGUCCGUUUCUUUUCUCUCUUUUUGUGUUGAAAUUUUAAACUCUGGUGGAUUCAUAAGGACUAUGAUUGACUGCUCUUCAGAUCUCUGCAGGGUAAAUUGAGACAGCUAGCUAAACUACCUGUCUAACUGCACAACUAUUUUACAGCGACUCGGGGCGCGACUUAGCACCGCUCAUGGAGACUGUGAUUGGUUUAAGGAAACACCAAUAAACCAGAGCAUGUUUUUCUCCAAUCCCGGGAUGCUAUAUGGACCAGGCCAGACCAUUUAGACUCAUCCGCUCGGCAGCGUGUGGCGUGUCUGGCAAAGCGAAACUAGGUGGGGUUAAAAUCCAAGGGUGGGGUUAAGGUUAGGGUUGGGGUUAGAAGUUCACCUAGAUGGAAUCAGUGAAUCAGGUACAUAUUUACACUGAUAUGUCAUUAUAAGUGCAAACCAUCAUCAGAUAAACAGACACAUAAAACAUGUUGGAGUGUUUCUGUGAUCCUUUUUCUCUUGAUACACAUCUGGCUGUUCAGAUGUUAGAUGUGCCACUUUUGAUUGUAGCUCGUUGCUAACUUUUUCUACCAUGUGGUCCUAGAGAGACAGUGUCAAAACAGCUGACUGCUAUUGUCACAGGGUUCCUGAGGUCACAAAGAGUAAAUUAUUCAGCAAACGUGCUGUUAAAACCAAAUUAAUGAACUAAAAGCAGCUACAAAGUUCAGUAGUGCUGCAGGCUUGGCUGAUAAAUCAAACGCGUUUAUAUUACACUAUAUGAACUCAUUGUGUCCUGUUGAUAUAAAAAAUAUGAAUUAUUAAGGCAUGAUUGGUCUUAGCUAAGUGUAUUGUGCCAGAUGAUCCUCCCAGAAAACAGAUUUCAGGAUAAUAAAGGCGAAUAAUCAUUGUACUGAAAUACAGAUUGUCAUAAAGUGAGCAUAUGAACCAAUAAUCCUGUUGCAGUUACAGUAACGUUUGCAGUUUGUGGUGAUCGUGCAGAUUUUCCAGGAAAAAGGGAGACACAUUUACAUUUGCCUUUUUAACCCUUCCAACUUGUUAGUCAACAUUGCAGUGCGAGGUACAUGCUAACCUCCUGGAUUUCUAAACUACAAGACUGUACCACUGUACUUACUGUACCUUCUGACACAAUGAAAGAUAGAUACUGUAUGACGAGAUGUUUUAUUUCCUGCUACUGACAGAUAACCGAAGGCAGCAGUUCUGUCAGAGCUUUUUAAUCCUUUCAUAGCUGCCUGCCAAUUUGCUGUGUUUAGUUUUUUAACUCUGAGAGGAGAGUCAAGGUAGGGUUGUGUAUUAGUGGAAGACACAGGUGUGUAGCUAAAGCCUUUUCUGUCCUCUGGAACGCCAUGCAGCACUAAUCACGUAAAUAAAUCAUAAUGUGACAUGCAUCUGCCAGUAAAAAAAAUUAGUUUUAUUUUUUUGAAUUUUGUUUUCUCUAUCUUUUUUAUCUGUUGCUUUCUAAUACUCGUUUUGGAGCUUUUGCUUUAACAUGCUCAAAUGUGAUUUCCAUGACCAAAAUAAAGACAUUUUUUUCCU